CAACCCACUACGCAGUGUGCCUAGCCAAGCACGUGAUACACAAGAAAGUUUCGGUCCGGAACCGGGAAAGUCCGCACUCCGGGUCAUAUAUGCCUUCCAUCGGCAACCAGAUGAACCUUUGGAUUGCACGACGACUUCACGGAAAGUAACAACACCCCCCCGUUACAUAAAAAACGAAGAUCAAUUAGCCAUGGCUAAUGUCACUGUGGUUCUCGGAUCUCAGUGGGGAGAUGAGGGCAAAGGCAAAUUGGUGGACAUCUUAUCUAGCAAGGCGCAAAUCUGUGCCCGCGCACAGGGCGGAAACAAUGCUGGCCAUACGAUUGUCGCCGAGGGAAAGACGUUGCACUACCACAUGAUCCCGAGCGGUCUCGGACUCGUCAACCAAAAAUGUGUGAACCUCAUCGGUUCGGGAACUGUUGUCCACAUCCCCGCAUUUUUCCAGGAACUUGAGGCCCUCAAGGCCCAUGGCGUCAUUGUUGAUGAUAGACUCUUCAUCAGUGACCGCGCGCACGUUGUUUUGGACCUGCACCAGCGCGUUGAUGGGCUGGAGGAGAAGGAGCUCAGCGGAGAGAAGAUUGGCACAACCGGAAAGGGUAUUGGGCCAACAUACAGCACAAAGAUGACCCGCAGCGGUAUCCGCAUCAGCGAGGUCUUCGACGAAGACCUCUUCGAGACCAAGCUCCGCCGCAUAGCUGCUGGCUUCAAGAAGCGCUACGGAGACCUGCUCGAGUAUGACCCGGAGGCUGAGAUUGCGGCUUUCAAGGAGUACCGCCAGAAGCUCGCCCCCUUUGUCAUUGACCAGGUCCCAUUCCUGCAGUCUGCUAAGGCGAGCAAUACGAGCAUCCUUGUCGAGGGCGCAAACGCCAUCAUGUUGGAUAUUGACCACGGAACCUACCCCUACGUCACCAGCUCCAACACCGGUCUGGGAGGAAUCCUGACUGGUCUGACUCUUGGCUGGAGAUCGCUGAAGGACGUUAUCGGCGUUGUAAAGGCGUACACUACCCGUGUUGGCGGCGGACCCUUCCCAACCGAGCAACUCAACGAGGUUGGUGUGAAGCUUCAGGAGGAGGGCCGCGAGUGGGGUGUCACAACUGGCCGCAGGCGCCGCACUGGAUGGUUCGACGCUGUGGUAGUCGCGUACUCCCACCAGGUGAACGACUACACGUCGCUGAAUCUGACCAAGCUCGACGUCCUCGACGACUUUGAUGAGCUCAAGGUCGCCGUGGCGUACAAGUACAACGGGGAGAAGCUCGAUUCCUUCCCCGCGAGUCUGGAUAUCCUGGAGAAGGUGGAGGUUGUUUACGAGACGCUGCCGGGCUGGAAGUCGUCGACGAGCGGGUCGACGAAGUGGGAGCAGCUGCCGGAGAAUGCGCAGAAGUACAUUGAGUUCAUCGAGACGUUCUUGGGUCAUGGACUGAAGAUCAAGUACAUCGGCACUGGCCCGGAUAGAGAGCACAUGAUCGUUAGAUAGACGUGUUGCUACUGUUCCGGCGAGGAUGCGGAGCGGAUCACGGUUAGAUCGAAUAGGUUUAGAUGGAUUCACGUCGUUAGAAAUCAAUGGCAUUCAUAACACUCCAGCGUAAGGAAGGUAAUACGUGAAAGCUCCGCGUAACGACCGGAUGGAGACCGAAGGAGUUCUCAUAUGGGAGCCUCUUUGACGCGUAUAAAACCUGGCCGGAUUAAGCCUGGGUAACGACCACGCAUGUUGUGAAACAGGCCCUGUAGUUAGUAUAUAUAUAGAUGAGAUGACGGGAUCCAUGUCUUAGCGAUGGAUCAACCCUGAUCGCCCCCAUUUAUUACCACAUCAAACCACCUUGGUAGGUGCCCAUCG
This is a messenger RNA of Pseudogymnoascus destructans, 1831 nucleotides long. RefSeq lists its product as uncharacterized. Lineage: Eukaryota; Fungi; Ascomycota; Leotiomycetes; Thelebolales; Thelebolaceae. Gene Ontology annotation, cellular component: cytoplasm. Gene Ontology annotation, biological process: 'de novo' AMP biosynthetic process; IMP metabolic process. Gene Ontology annotation, molecular function: GTP binding; adenylosuccinate synthase activity. The transcript has 7 exons. The coding region runs from base 191 to 1471 and encodes 426 amino acids. The record is from RefSeq and is a predicted model, not a curated record.